AUGACUUUUAAUCGUGAAAUGACAUUAAAACAUGUAUUCUAUCAGUUUAUUAAUUAUAAACAGGCUCUUUUAGAUGUUCCUUUGUUUCCAAUUCCAGCACUGCCUGCUCAAGAUCAUGUGCUUGCCAAGCUCGCCGACGGACCGCGCUACCAGUACGUGCCCGACACUGACGGCAACAUUCACCUAGCUGACACCUGGCUCACCACGGCAGACGCGGAGGCUGUAGCCAGAUUCGACCCUGAACGUCAGAUCGUAUCUAACCCAACAGUCAGCCAGCCCCUGCUCACUGGCAACAAUGGUCUGCUUGGUCUAACCGACUACAACCCGAAAAGGAGGACCAUUAUAACCUUGCAUGGCUGGAGAGUAGGUGCCACAGCUGCAAUGAACCAAGUUUUGAUACCAGUGUAUAAAUACAGAAAUACCGAUAACCGUUGGGGUAGACGAGUUCUGGAGUGGAGACCGCGUCUAGGCAAACGUAAUGUGGGACGUCCUCAGGCGCGAUGGAGUGACGAUUUGCGUAAGGUGGCUGGCAGGAGCUGGAUGCGGGUAGCCCAAGAUCGAUCUGAGUGGCCUUUCCUCGCGGCUGAGGAUGUGAACGUGAUUGUCGUAGAUUGGAGCGCAGGCGCAGGCAGCAUCAACUACGCCACAGCUGUAGCCAACACCCUUCCAGCUGGUAAGAUUCAUCGACUACGUUACAGCUGUAGCCAACACCCGUUCCGCUGUGUUCUGAAGAAUUAUAGAAGUUGUUGUCACCGUCUAACUGUGGCCAAAAUUCCAACGCGUACAAAGAAAUUUGCUGACUCAAUUCUUUGUCACACUAUCCGUAAAUGGAAUGCUCUGCCUACUCACGUGAUCCCUCCCUCUGACAACCUGGGAUCCUUUAAAAGAGGCGUGAAGAAGCAACAUGUAGGCCGGCAAGAGGAUUUGAUAGUUGGUAGAGUAGAGCCAUCAGAAUCCGAGGCCGCGUCGAGAUGCAGCCAGGGAGGUCGAAUGGGUGGGAAAAACAGGGAGAGGGGAGAACGGUUUAAUAAUACCUUAGAAGCGGCCCUACCCGGCUUCAUCAACAGCGCGAACCGUUUCCGCGCCGACGACGGCGCAUACACAGAAGUUAUCCACACAAACGCUGGAGCUUUGGGCUACAUGAGUCCACUCGGUCAAGUAGACUUCUACCCUAAUGGAGGAGCGAAUAUGCCUGGAUGUGAUACGAAUGAAUGUGAUCACGCUAGGUAA
Messenger RNA from Chilo suppressalis (striped riceborer), 1230 nucleotides. The record is from the annotation of a GenBank genome assembly. Lineage: Eukaryota; Metazoa; Arthropoda; Insecta; Lepidoptera; Crambidae.